Molecule: messenger RNA, 9777 nt
Organism: Frankliniella occidentalis (western flower thrips)
Lineage: Eukaryota; Metazoa; Arthropoda; Insecta; Thysanoptera; Thripidae
Exons: 25
Coding region: 199-6207 (2002 amino acids)
Molecular function (GO): protein binding
Source: RefSeq, a predicted model, not a curated record
GUCGUCUGCUGUAUAUUUCCUAGAACGUACCCACAAGUUUGUUGAUAAAAUGGAGUGUCAAAAUGUUUUCGCACAAAUGAAAACGUUCUGCGUUUCUUUGGUCCCGGAAAUUUUUAUCUUUGAAGAUGUAAUCUUGUAAUUCUUCCCACUACCUCCGGUCCAAAUUUACUAUUUGACUCUUUUUCUCAUAAACUCAUCAUGAGAAAGGUCCUUAAUUUUGUGAAAGGGAAGCGGGACGAUAAAAAGGAAGCUUCUUUAUCUUUGAACGUGACAAAUAUAUCAGUCGAAAUCACUGACCCUGCAGGAGUCACCACACCAAGUGAUGACUAUGACUUUGUUGGAACUACAGAACAGUGCACUGAUUAUGAGGUUGAUUUGUCUGGGAAGGAUAAAUCUAUCACUAAACUCCAUAAAGCAGCAUGGGUGGGGAAUUUGGAAAAAGUGAAAUCUCACUUAAAAAAGAUAGACGUGAAUGUUGUUGAUGCUUCAAGUCGCACACCCUUACAUCUUGCUGCAGCCCAAGGACACACAAAUGUUGUUUGGUUUUUACUUUCAAGUAGGGCGGCAACCGACAUAAUAGAUGCUGGAGGAAAGACUUCUUUUUUGAAGGCUGUAGAAGGGGGCUAUAAAGAAAUUGUAAGCAACAUGUUAGAGAAAGGAGCUGAAAUAAAUUUAAAAGAUGCAGAUGGCAACACAGCUCUUCAUAUUGCAACUAAACUGGGAUAUUACGAUAUUGCUACAGUACUGUUGAAAAAUGGUGCCAAUUUUGAAAGUGCAAACAAGAAAGGAGAAUAUGCCCUCCACAUAGCAACGACAGCAGAGCACAUGGAUUUAGUGGAGCUUCUUUUGCGCUAUGGAGCAGCAGUUAAUGUUACAGAUGUUGAUGCUCGUACUCCUUUGAUGCUGGCUGCUCGUUGUGGAAAUGCCCCUUUAGUAGAGUUGUUUUUAGAGUAUGGUGCCAAACGAGACAUGACUGACAACAGCAGUUUCACAGCUCAAGACUAUGCUAUCAACAAGGGAUAUGGUGAUCUUGCAGCAUUACUAGUCACAGCAAUGAUUGAAAGAAUUGAAGAGGAAGGAGAAGAUGAAGAGGAGGAGAAGGAGGAGGAAGAUGAAGAAGAGGAGGACGUUGAGGGGAAGAUAGAUGACACUGAGACAGACACAAGCUCCCAGAGAAUAGACAAGCAAAGAUCGGUCUCAUCUGGUUCACUUGUACCUGUGAAUGGAAGCAAUGUGGAUGUAUCAGAUGUUCCAGCUGAAGAUGGUGAUAGUUGGCAUGACAGUGACGUAUCUGACUCUCACAAGGAAACCAGGCUUUUACAGAUUUCCCAGUCCAAGCUGAAGAAAUUUCUUUUGCCUACUUCUGAUGAUGAACAAUGUGAUGAGCAAAGCCCUGUGCAAGGCGGAAAAAACGUACAUGAUUCCCCCAACUCCUGUGUGAUACCUCCUCCGCUUCAACCUCCCCGCAGUUGGGAUCUUAUCCAAGCAGGAAUGAUUGAUGAUAAUACCAGUUCAGAGGUAAAACGAUGCAGUUUGACAGCACUAGGAACAUUGCGGUCACGGCGAGAGAGCUUCAAUGACUCAAUAAAGAGUGAUAUUGAAUCCCCCUUGAGUCUCAAGGAAGGUGCUGAGACCAAAGAGCUGGAGAAGGGUGCUAUUGUUACAUCAAAAACAAAUUUAUGCAGCAAGGUCAUUGAGACCACUGCUCUGAAGAGAGAUAAGAGUGACUUAUCUGCUGUUGAAAGUGAUUGGGAUAGCAGUGACGAAAGCCUUCCUCUUGACAAAAUUGCUGCUACUCCAGCCGAAAAAACUUUAGGCUCUCCAAAAAUAGUUCAACAAAUUUCAGUUGAUGUUCAUCAAGAACCUAUUGAUGAUGAUUUGCCGGAACCACCAUCUCCUUCACAACUUUUAGUGCCUGAAGAUACAGGAUUUUUGCAGGUCACAAACCUAUCUGCCCCUGGUUCUGGAGCUGUCAGUCCUGAGCCAGUCAGUGAAAAGCGUGCACGAAUGCUUCUCAUGCAAAACCAGCAAUCAGUUGAGCUUACUCUGACUGAUGACCGUACAGAAGACAAAUCUGAGCACAGUCAAGACUCCCCAUCAGCAUUGCCAAAAGAUGGGGAAGGAGAUAGCCAAGGGCAGCCAGAUUGUUCUGCUGAUAUUGGCACUUUAGGUCGUGAUGGAACUAUGAUGGGUUAUGAUGAAAUGUGGGAAUCCAAUGCAGCAUUUGCACCUUCCAGCCCAACUGAUAUGGAACCACCACCGCCACCACCACCACCACAAAACCACAGUCUUCCUCGAAUAGAGGAAAAGGUUGAGACUAGCGAAGGGGAGCAAUCACCUAGUUCCCAGAUUAUUAUUGACUUGAAUGUGCCAAAGAUUACGGAGAUCUCUAAUAUUGACAUUCUUACCUCUCCAAUUGGUAAAUCAGUCUUUUCCAUUCCACCACCCGUACCUUUGGCAAUUGUGGGCAAAAGUGAAGAAGUGGAAGAUUUGACAAAAAAAUCUCAAGAUACCAAGUUGUUGUCUACCAAGAGACAUGUUCGAAACAAGUCAAUAUUUCAAAUGCCUUUGCCCAGUGAAUCAGCUCAGCAGCUUGACCAGUCUAUUCCUCAACUCCACCUACCAUCCACUCAAGCAAUCCAUGACCAAAUUAUAAACAGACAGCUGGAAUGUUAUGAUAUUGCCAUUAGAGACCUUGCUGUUUCAACUCCCUCGAAACAAGACUCAUCAAGAGUUGGCAAUAUGCACCCUAUUACAAUUCAAGCUUUGAAAUCAGAUGAAACAGUUGGAACAGAUUCAUUUGUUGAUAAAGGACACAAAAUUAUGCCUGAUCUAUUAGCUGGUUCUAAAGUUGCUGCUCUGGCAUCUGCCUUUAGUGGUAAACCUGUCUCUUCUCACAGUCAGAUUAUUAAAAAAUCUGCUACUGAUCCCAAAAUACCAUUGGCCAAUGAGGGUGAAGAAGAGAUUGAAGAGGAAGAUGAUGGAGAAUACAAUGAAACUACUGUUAAACCGGGUAGUGUAGAAAAGCCACUAAGGAAGAAACGUAAAUCACUUCUUGCUAUGCAAAAAUUGGAGCCUACGACUUCACAGGGCUCUCAGGGCUCACAGAUUGCAGAUGUGUACAAUAGCUCUUCAGAAUCAGAGGAGGAACCUGCAUACUGGGGCUCAGCAGGAAUAAACAAUAACAAGGUGUUCAGGCAAUCCACGGUCAUUAAAAGGGACAGUGAUAUUCUUGGUGCAGAUCAAUCCAAUAUCUUAUCUCCAGAAAAUCUAUCCCUGGAGGAUAUUCAACACACAAGCACAUCAGGAAGCAGUAAUGAAGAUGUUACUGCAGAAGUUGAAGAUGUUAGAAGCUCCUUAAACAUCAGAGAUGCAAGUGGAUUAGAUGAAAAGGAUUCAAAGCUCUCAACAGCUGACUCUGAUGCAGAAAGCGGAGCCUCACAAACAGAGGGUACACCAUCGCAUUCUUACCUAAAGAGUCAUGAGGUUCUGCUUAAACACCAUCUUCAAGUUGUGACUGAAGAACGUGGACGGCUAGCAGAAACCACAGUUGAACUGGGUGAAAAAACUGAACGUCUAAUGUAUGAGCUUGCUGAUGCUCGGGAGGCUGCGAGGGCAAGAGAUGAGGUGAUAUCUAUGCUUCAAAUCCAGCUGCAACGGCUUGAGGAGAGUCACAUUAAGGGUCUUGAAGAAGUUCAAACCCAUAGAUUUCAUCUUGAUUCUCGAGACCAAGAACUACGCCACCUUGAAGAAGUUUGUCGAAAGGCUCAAGAGGAAGCAAUUCAUCUGAAAGAAAUCAUUCGAUUAAAGGACAAGGAGAUUGCUCAUUUGACAUUGAUACGAGCCAACCGUGAUGAAGAGGCUCACAGACAAUCCAUGGCACGAGACAAAGAGAAAGACAUGACUAUAAAUGAACUCAGGAUUCAUUUAAAAUAUGUGGAGCAGGAGAAGGAUAGAUUGAAAGAGACGCUAGUGACAAUGGAACAUCAACAAGCAAGCUUACAAGCUCGGACUGAUACACUUAUUGAGGAGAAUGCUCGUUCAAAUUCCCAAGUCACCAGUGACCUUCGGAAUGCACAAGAAGAAACGAACAAGUGGAGAAGCUUAUAUGAAUCAUGUCUUUUAAAAUUGGAAGCUAUGGAUUCUUCUCAAGUUAAAGUUCUUCUAGAGGCAAAAAACAGUGAGGGUGAUGCUGCUCAAUCUUACAGAAAUGAAAUUUUAAGUGCUGUUGAGAGACUUGAAAAAGAAAAAGAUGCCGAUCGUCUGAUUUGGCAAGCCAAGAUAAAGGAGGAGGUAGCUAGUGCUGUGAAUUUAUUGAAGUCAGAGUAUGAGAAAGUUGAGGAGACAUUACGAAAGCACAAUGCCACUCUUGAGGUAAUGGUUGAGAGACUUAAAAUAGACCAUGACAUUGCAAUCAAGAGACAAGAGUCACUAGAAAAUCAGCUAAGAUCUGCCCAAACUGAGCUUCAACUUAACAGAAGAGAUGGUUCUGAACUGUCUCAACUUCAACAUGAAAAUUCUAGGAUGAAGAAUCAAGCAUUGACAGAUCAAAACAAAAUCCAAACACUUGAAUCUGAACUUAAGCUCAAAGAUCAAUCGUUGAUAGAUUUUAACAAAACACUACAAAUUGUCCGUCAGGAAAAUAAAGCUUUGGCAACUCUUUUGUCAGACAUUACUGAAAGUCCAAAAGAAGAAAAAGAAAUUGUACGUAAAAGCAAUUCAAAGGCAAUACUGGACAGCGAAGGAUGUAUUGUUGAAACCAAAGUUACCCAGGAAUUGGAAGGUACCUUACAGCAAGAAAAGGAAGAGCUACUGAAGGAAGUUACUGAUUUGAAACUAAAAUUGCAAAAACGUGACAGCUCACCUAGCUCAGCCAAUCUUUGUAAUGCUUCAGCUAUGACUGACCAAGUGCGUUGGAAUCAGACUGGGCUAAUGGGUGUAGUGCAGAAGCAGAAGGAAGAGAUUGAAGUUUUGAAAUCAGAGUGUGCCAAGCUUAGAUCCACCAGCAAGAGCCCAUCUCUAUCACCCAUCAAUGUUCCCCCUGAAAUUAAACCCAGACCAGGAAAACUGUCCCCAAAACCUGUAAAAUCUCCGACUACCAUAGAUUUGCUCAAAUCAACUGAGAAGGGAGAAGGGCAAAUGCUUCAGCCCUUCGUGUGCAAAAGAUGCUGUAGCCCUCUUUCACCCACGAGUUUGCAAACCAAUGGACAGAUGAGAAAAAGCAGCACUGAAACUCAAACUAUUGAAGGUUGUGAGUCCCCUGCACAUUCUUCCAAAUGCUCUUCCCCUCGUCAUAGCUGGAACCAAAAUCAGGUUAUUGGACACAAUAUAGAACAAGAGUUACAGGCACAGGCAGAGAAGUGUUUAAAACACCAGCAAAUGAUUGCUGGUCUUAAAUCAGAACUUCAACUAUUACGGGGUGGUAGUAGUGAUUAUCAAAUAAACCUACAGAAACAAGUAUCUGAUUUACAGCAGAAAAUCAAGGAUGAAAUGAAUCUUAGAUCCAGUCUAGAAAUACAAAUGAACAGAAUGAAAUAUGAAGUUCAGGAAAAGUGUCGGGUAGAAAAAGAAUUAGAGAAAUUGAAAGGCCGCCUUGAAAGGGAAUUUGUUCUGAGGAGUGAAUUGGAUUAUCUUAAUCGAGUAAAGGCUGAUGAAUCUUCAGAACUGAGCACCAAAUUAGCUCAAGUGAACAAACUUCUGUUGCAACAGGUCCAUGACAAGAAUUCUGGUAAGGAAAAAGAGAACAUUGAUGCUAAAAUACACAAAGAAUAUGAGGAAACUAGACAGUACUUAGUUUCAGAGCUUGCAAAAGUUCAGGCAUCACUACAAGCCAAAGAAAGUGAAGAGAAAGAACUUAAAUUGAAGUGUGAAAAAUUGUCCCGUGAAUGUGACAAAAAAAAUGAGCAAAGAAGGAAGAUGUUGAUAGAAAAAUCGUAUAAUCUUGGACAACAGUUCAUGAAGGACAAAAAUAUUGGCUCCAAUGACCAAAAACCAACAGUAGCAAACCCUGAAUCCACUGUGCUGAACACGCAACCCACAAAAGUAGUUAGUGCUCCACUGGACAAGCCAUACUCCCAACUCUUGCGCAAAGAGGUUAAAAAAAGUGCUGAAAAAUACAAAACUGCAGAUCACAUUCCUGACAUAUCUUCAGGCCCCAAGUCUGAAGAACAUUUGUCGUACUUGGAAAAGAAAUAUUGUCUACCAUAACUUUAAGUGGGGGGACCUUGUAAGUGUGAAAAACAUGCAUAGAACAUUUCCAUUAAUUCUUGUCACAUCCUCAAUUUUGAUAAGAUAUCAAAUGCAACAGCCUUCUAUGUGAUUUUGUACUUUACCAGAGAUGGUAUGAAGGUCUCAGUUGCAACAUUAUGUCUCCACGUUUGCCAAUUUCCCUCUAUUUGAGGUUUGUGCCAAAACGCACAAUUUAUGUAAGUCAUCAUCCUGCCAAAGAAGAAAAGUCUUUCAAGUCAUUUUCAUGUAUUCUUGUGUUUUUCUAGUGUUAAGUGUACUUAUCCUUUUUACUGUAGUUCUCUUCACUAGUCAUUUUUGCCCUGAUUUAACCUCUUUGAUUACAAAGCACAAAGAAAGCACAAGUGAGAGGUAUAUACCAAUGUAAGGCUGAACUUUGCAACCAGUUGCCAAGAUUUUGUAGAGUUAUAUUCAGACAGACAGAUUUUCUUAGCCAUUUGAUAUUUGUCCAAUCUGACGUAGUGUAUACAAGACUACUUCAAAGAUAGGCAUUGAAGUAAUGACAUUGAUUCCUUCAUAUGAAAGUGCAAAGACAUUAGUUAUAUUAUGUGUGGAACAAUAUUCUUAUAUCUAUGCCCCCCCCCCCCCUCGUAUUAUCGGGGCUUCCUUCAUUUUGCCAAUCUUGUAGAUCUAGAUGACAUAUUGUCAUUUUAAUUUUAAUGUACGUACUUCACUAUAGUUUACUAUUGAAUUUGAAUUUUAUAGUCAACCAUUCCAAUUACUGUAGAAGUUUUUGAUGAAAUACCAAUGGGUAAAACAUGAGCUCUUUAUCAAGCUCAGUAUUGAAAAGACAUUGACUGGUUAAAACAAUUUCCCUGUAUUUUGUUGUGUUGGACUACUUGACUAGCACCUUUAGUAAUCAAUCCACAAUCUGACAAUAUGAGAUUUAAUCAUUAGGUCAGAUUGUAGAGUGAUAGUCUUUUAAGUAAGAUUUUUGUAAAAUCAGAGGCAGCAUAUAGUACCUAUUUAUGAAUAGGCUUGGCAGCAAUUCUAAGUUUGUCAUUCAUUCUAUAAUUUUAUGUCACUCACAGACUUUAAAAAACUGUGAGUAAAAUGUUUCCUAUUUUGUUUUGAAUUACUCAACGAACCCAGUGUCUUAGUCUUACGUACAAGUAUUAGUUUUGGCAGUAACAUCUAGUCAUUUCAAACAUCUCAAGAAAAUAUUGUUGAAGGGGUGUUUGUGUUGCAUUAUGUAUCCUGAUGUCUAUGCUGUCAAUGUUGACAUAUAGCAAGCAUUGCAUCUAUUUAAAGGCUCUUAAACUAAUUAUGAAUUUGUUGUGAUUUUUGUGGGUAUUUUCCACAGCUAUUAAAGGCUUAACUAUUAUUAUUACAAGUGAUAUUAAUGUUGUUUCUUUAACAGUCAUAUGCUAUAUUAUGAUGUCAAUUUUUACAAGUGAGAAAGUAGUUGCCACUUUGUGCAUGAUUCCAUUGACUUUUUAAGACGAAUUUUAACUUUAUUCAGGUUUGCUAUGAUUUUUUGUUCAAAGCUCUUUAUUUUCUUUCAUUUUUUUUCUUCAUCUAUAAUUCUUAUUUAUUGAAGACUUAUAAAAAACUUGUUCCAGUCUCUUUCUUCCCCUGAAGCAGCUUCCAGUAUCUUGGUUUACCAUUUUGAAUGUGAUUAUCGUAAGAGUUCAAACAUGUCAAGGUUAUUAUUUGUAGUUUAAUUUGUGCAUUUGUUAACUGCAUUUGUUCACGCAGGUCCUCUAUUCUAUUUUGGUUCAAUUUUUUUUUAAUGUUCCAAAUGUGCUGUUUUGGCAAAGCUUUUACUGUUUUUGCUCAAAUAAUUAUUCUAUAUUUCCUCUUUACUAGAGAUAUAACCAAUUUUCACAAAGUUGUAUGUUUGUUAGAAAUCUCAUCAUUUGUCCAGUAUUAUUGUUCGGGCAUGAGUAUGUUAUUGUAUUAAAUGUAUCACUCUAGUUGCCACGUUGUUGUGUAGUGAUUAUUGAAUAUUCUAUUCGAAAACCUUUACAAUGUGUCAAAUAUAUGUGUGGGUUAACAAAGAUUGCACAAAUGUGUGGGAAGAAAUUUAAAUACAAAGAUGAAAUCCUCAUAUUAUUCAUAAAAAGUACUGCAAUUAGCUGAGCACAGCUUAGAUUCUUUUUUCAAAGUUCAGAUAGACAUAGGUAUUACAUGACAAAGACUUUGAAUCAGCUGGAAUGAUGUCAAAGUUUUUCAAUAUUUGUUAGUUUUUGUCAUUAAAAAAAUAAUAUUAUUUCUGAACAAUUAUUGUUGUGCUAAAAGUUUGUAGAGGCCUCCCUGUGAGAUCCCUCCAUGAAUAUUUCGUUUAGUUGGUUGUGAGUUUCUUGGGGUCAGAGAUUGUGCGUAUCUUUUGGAGCAAGGGUACUAUUUAUAUUCUAUUUAUUCAGGUGGAUGUUCAGGGUGGUCCACAGACCCCUUCCUUUAUUUUGCUUAUACUGUACCGGAUGCAGGCGUGCGGACGGGUUGCAUACUCGCACGGGGCCAUAAGGCGCCCAUGUUGAGCGACGGUAGGCAAGCCCGCCCGCACGCAUGCAUGCGGUACAGUAUACGCAAAAUAAAGGAAGGGGUCUGUGGACCACCCUGUAUAGGCUUAGAUGUAUCCCAGAACUGUGAAGCUGGGAACCUCAUAAAAUGUACUUGAUUGGUCGAGAGCUUCUCGCCUAAUUCAGCUUCUGCUAAUAUUGUGUGCUAUUAUAAUGAUUUUGAUUGGUCCAAACUCGCAGGCGCUGUCGGGAACGCGCAGGAUUUUGCGCGGUUCCACGGGGAGGCUCGCGAUUCGCGGUUCCGCCGGGGAUGCGCGGAAUCCUGCGCGCUUCUGACAGCGCCUGCGAGCCGGUACUUAUGCAACCCACCAUACUAGCAUGUAAGACCUGGGACACCCUGUAUGUUAAUCGCACUUUGUCCGCACAUUUUCUUCUUCUUUGAAGAAGCAAUUCGCAUUUCUGGGAUACCGACCUGAUGCAUAUACAGGUGGCUGUUUUCUCCCGUUGGAUCAGAUGAGUGCACCAGCCCACGAGCAUAGUCGCGCGGGCCUAUCGAAUAUUACCACACCGCCUUAAGGCCCCGUGCGAAUAGGCAACCCUGCUGCACACUAAACCCUUGUGUAUUUUGCUGUGCAUACUGUACGAGUUGUGCACGAAAUUCACAACAAAAUGCAUAAGGGUCUAUAGAGUGCACUCCUGGAUCCGGGCUAAGCGGCAACUAAACCCAUUCUCUCGAACGGGGCACAACGGCCGCCCUGUACAGGGUACAUGUAUACUGGUUGUUUCUUUUUUGCACGCGCCGGUACCGGUACAGACCGGAUUGCCUUGCCUACUACCUCUCCCCAUAAUACGCCAUGGUCCCUGUGAGUAGGCAAAUACCCGGUCGCAUCACUGUCGCGUGCGAAGAAACACCCGAUACAGCUGAUUAAAUGGGAUAUGUAUUGUACUUUCAAAGAUAAUUUCUUUUAAAUGAAAAAAUCAGAGGGGGACCUCCGAACAUUCUAUCAGGCUUGGAAAAAAGUCUCAUUCAAUACUUGAGUUUCAUUAUAUUUCAAUAAGGAUUUUUAAA